This is a messenger RNA of Rhodamnia argentea, 719 nucleotides long. RefSeq lists its product as uncharacterized. The record is from RefSeq and is a predicted model, not a curated record. The transcript has 2 exons. Bases 22 to 342 code for a protein of 106 amino acids. Lineage: Eukaryota; Viridiplantae; Streptophyta; Magnoliopsida; Myrtales; Myrtaceae.
UGUUCUCGCAGAGCAAGAGGCAUGAUAACGAGAUCGAAUUUGGCGGAGCAAUUGAGGGAGUAUCAGCUUCGAUCCAAGAAUGAUUGGGCCUCUGUUUCUCUUUUCUCCUCCAGUUCUAGUUUCGGCUCUUCAAGGGUGGAUGUUGUUGUCUUUGUCAUAUGGGAGCUUGUAAUUCUUGCUUUCUUGGUUUUCUCAGCAGUGUCUUUGUACUUCCGGCAUAUGCAGCUGGCCUUAAUCUUAAUCUGCAUCACUAUGCUGUUACUUCUAUGCAUGAAAAUUACAAAGCAAAUAAGAUUGGCCAGGAAAAAGAAGCGAAGGAUGCUUCUUCCAUUGUCGAUGUAGAGUCAAAGUUUGGUUGCGGAUUUUUCCCGCUUUCUCAUCCUAUCAUGUAGCCUGGGGGAAAGACUCGUUCAUUGAAUAGGUCCAUCACUAAUUGUUGACAAUCAUCAAGCUCAGGUUGGGUAUAAAUUGACAUGACAAAUUGAAAGUGCUCAUCAUUCUCACAUGAAACGAGAGAUUCGGAUUGAUGAUUACACAAGCAGCAAGGUGGAUAUUGGGGGCUUGUCCUCUCUCUGCAGCUAUUCCUUGUGUCUGCACAAGCAGUAACAGAGCGAUCUGUGGAAAAUAUAGGAAUGUAGGUAGAUGUAUGAGAACGAGCAUACGCUUUGACGAUGUAAGGUAUGGCUUUAUGAGGAUAUUUAUUUACAUUUCUCUGGAUG